Messenger RNA from Caenorhabditis angaria, 319 nucleotides. The record is from the annotation of a GenBank genome assembly. Lineage: Eukaryota; Metazoa; Nematoda; Chromadorea; Rhabditida; Rhabditidae.
AUGUCAAAUAUCAAGCAAGUCGCAGCUUAUAAUUGCGAGCCUCGAUGUUUAUCAAGAAACUUUGAAGUUUGUGCAAUGGAUGAGCAAAACAUCCCAUUUUGCUUCAGUUUGAUAAAGAAAGCAACAACAGCUCCAUCAAAUUCAAAUAUCUUUGAAAGUUCUGGUUUUAUUGUUGGUUAGUUUUGUUUUUUAAACACUUCUGAAAAAAAUAUGAUUUUUUUCAGCCAUUUCAAUUAUUCUUUUUUUGGCAAUCAUCUUCAUUGUCUGGUGCUGUUUUUGCCGCAAGAGGAAAACUGUCAAACCCACUGAAAUUUGCUAA